UCUGGUGAGGGACAUGUCUGGAUCAAAACUUAGCAUGAUGAUACAUUUUAAGACCCAACAAUUUCCUUGAAAUAUUCUAUCAUGACCACCAGCUCCCACCUCUCUUUUGUGUGAAUUUUCUCUACUGUAUAUCAAGUGCACAAAAUCACAUUGCUUAAUAUAAAACGUAAUUACAAUAUUUAGGCAAAUUCAGUGAGAUCAUAUAUCAUACAUAUCAUAUUUAACAGCCAAUCCGUCUUCAACCGUAUAGCCCACGUCUGCAAGACUUUCACCAACCAACCAUACUUCUGUCAAAAAGAAUUUGGGGCAAAUAAUAUCGUAACGCAACGCCGCUUGUUUGGUUUCCAUAGCAACCGACUGGGUUUGCUGCCGCAUUUCGCCGUUUUUUCCUGGGAUUUUUUCUUGAUCCUAUCAGCUCCGGUGUAGUUGUAAGCUGGUUUGUUGCUGUAAGUGACACGGAGUGCAGUCACAGUCCAGACCAGUGAACACCAACAUGGGCGAGGACACCAUGAAAAUGAGGAUGGAGGCUGCCCACUCCUUCAAAUCCUUCAUGCUGACAAAAAGCACGAAAAGCAAUACAAACCUCUAUGACCAUCUGACCAAGGUGCUGAUGAAGGUGAUGGACGAGCGCCCACUGGAUGCAGUGGACAUGUUGGAGGACAUAAGUAUUGAUGUGAAGCGUGCAUCGUUUGAGAACCAACAGAACGUUAUACAAGAGAUACCAGAGGUCGUGGCUACCGAGGUGCUGGCUGAAGAGCAACACAAGCUAUUUACACAAGAGAUGGACCAGGAGGACCCGCUGCCUCUUCCGAACGUGAGUGAGAUCGCAUUCUAUCUGGAGCAGGCCGGUGUGGGCCUGGGCCGGGAGGAAAUGAUCAGGGCCUUCCUGGCCAUCAGGCAGCUGGUGGACUCUCAGAAUCUACAGCGUUGCAGGCUGUGGGGGAAGAUUUUGGGAAGAGAGCGCAACUACAUUGUGGCUGAAGCUGAAUAUCCUGAUGGUGAGGAGGAAGAGGAGGAAGAGGAGGAGGAGAAAGAGGAAAAUGAGACAGAGGCUGUAGAAGCAGAGGAAGAAGAUGGCGAGGAGGAGGAGAAUAUUGAGAUCCCACUCCCCAAGUCCUCAUAUAGACCUCCACGACCAGUACCUAAGGAGCCAAUAGGUUCCGGUGCUAACAAGUUUGUAUACUAUGUGUGCAGUGAGCCUGGCCUGCCUUGGAUAAAGCUCCCGGUAGUCACUCCGGCUCAGAUUGUUGCGGCUCGACAGAUUAGAAAGUUCUUCACUGGCAGGCUGGACGCUCCCGUGCUCAGCUACCCACCAUUCCCUGGAAAUGAAUCCAACUACCUGAGAGCCCAGAUUGCUCGCAUCUCUGCAGGCACUCAGGUCAGCCCACAAGGCUACUACAAGGUGGUUGAUGAAGAUGAUGAGGAAGAUGACCAGGCAUCCCGAGACACUUGCGAAGUCAACCCUGACUUUGAAAGCAUCCCUGUUGUAAACAUGGUGGAGUCUUUGACUACAUGGGUUCAUCAUGUUCAACACAUCCUGAUGCAGGGUCGCUGCACCUGGGAGAGCAUGGGCGCAAAAUCUAAGGAAACAUCCUUCAAUGAUGCGGAUGAAGAUAAUGAUGAUGAAAACGAGAAUGAGCCUGAAGAAAUCGACCCCGAAGUUGGACCCCCCCUGCUGACCCCCAUCUCAGAAGAUGAAGGUAUUUCCAACACUCCAGCAUGGACCGUCAUGAGCUCCAGUUCACAUCUCUCUCAACAUGCCAUUGCUGUGGUACGAUCUAACAUCUGGCCUGGAGCCUUCGCUUAUGCUUGUGAAAAAAAUUUUGAGAACAUCUAUAUUGGCUGGGGUCAGAAGGACAUAGUGCUUGGGUACAGUCCUCCUUUGCCCCCGCUGCCACAGAAGCAGUACCUUACUGGACCUGAGAUCACAGAGGACGAGGACCCGUCUCGGGAGAGGGAGUUGGAAAUGGAAGCGAUCGAGAAAGGGGCGGAGGAUAUGAUUGACGAUGAGGAGCAGGACGACGGCGAUGACGAAGAUGACUAGGAUCAAGAAUCGGAAUCUAGAAUUUGAAACCAACCUGCUCUCUGCUACAGGACAACUUCACUGAGCAGAUGAUGCAUGGCAGGAGGACAGGGAAAGAUAAACACUUGACAUUUUGGACACCAGAAGCAAUAUGGAAAGGUUUUACUGAGCAUAAAAAUUGUAUGCUCGUAAACACACAACAGUUCCACCUCUUUUUUUUCAUUGAUGUUCAUUCUUUUUGGAUGUUUUGGAUGUUAUAUCCCCAGCUCAGAAAUAAAAGUUGCUUCAUAGAAAUCAAU
This is a messenger RNA of Synchiropus splendidus (mandarinfish), 2322 nucleotides long. Its product is annotated as radial spoke head protein 4 homolog A-like. Bases 494 to 2044 code for a protein of 516 amino acids. The transcript has 8 exons. Lineage: Eukaryota; Metazoa; Chordata; Actinopteri; Syngnathiformes; Callionymidae. Gene Ontology annotation, biological process: axoneme assembly; cilium assembly; cilium movement involved in cell motility. Gene Ontology annotation, cellular component: axoneme; radial spoke. The record is from RefSeq and is a predicted model, not a curated record.